AUGGCACCGGGAGUGGCAGAACUUGAGAAAAUGAGGCUGUCGCCCCGCUUCGUUGCAAAGCUCAUGGAAGGCGCCGGAGAAGGCCUUCUCGUGCGCGCCGUCGAGGAGACUCGUCGCCGGGCGUUUUUUAUCUGGCAACAACAUCCAUGGAUGUCCGAGCAAGAGAACUGGCUGGCUGCAGAACAGAGCCUUCUGCGUCCAGCACAAAGCAAUUCCUUGAAGUUUGAGGCCGCGACACAGACCCAGUGGGAAGAGGAAGGCCAGCACAAUUUGAAGGAAGCUUCGCAUGGAGCCCCAAUCGCAGCUGGGUUCACGGAAUCGGCAUCGCUGGCUGCAUGCGUUUCGGCCACUGCAGGCUCAGACUUGGGGACAGUUGGCCAAACCUCCAGAAGUGACCGAGUCGAGAAUGUCGAGAUGAUUGGGCAGGUAUCCGACAGCUUGAAAUAUCUAACAGCUUCGGUGACGCAGGGACGCCCCGAGACAGGUUUCGAUCUGGGGAUCACAGGUUUCACGUGCGACGUACAACCAUUUGGAAAGGGCUUCCCGACGCAUACCGAACGGCCGGAAACAUUGUCUUCGUCAAACGCCUCGCGUGAAAUGGCUUACAGGGGAGAUUGCAUCGUGCCUGCACCGUGCAGGGAAGAGAAGACUGCAGUUCACGGCCGAGUUCAAGUCGUUGCUGAUUUUACGGACUGUGUCGAAGUUCCUGCAUCCGAAGAGUUAUCCCCGGCAGUAGCGAGGAUGUGCAGCAUGCAACGGCUCAACCGAGAAGACUUCAUAGCAUCUCCAUAUUGGAAGGCCUUGCAGGGUGACUCGGUGUCGUGGGGACUUCGACAGGAGAACUCCGUACCAAACCUUGCAGAUCGCGACAAGGGCUCUCAAACCGAGCGGGGAAAGAGCACUUGUCAUGCUCGCAAUGCUUCCGCACCGAGAUUGGCGGAGGGCGCCGGAGCCGCCAAGAACUCGUCAGAUGGAGGACCAGGAUCUGCACGCGUGGACGCAGGACGCAUGCGUUGGCCUGGCUCCAAUGCAGAAGUUCCACCUCUCCCGGCGCCUCCUGAGAAUCACCCAUUGCUAACUCCCCGAACUGGCGCAUGUUCGGUCCGACCCUUUAACGUGCCGAAACUGGCCUUGGCAUCCCAGAAAUCACGACCACGCGGACUCCAAGCCCGCAAGGCGGGACAGGAGUUCCUGAUCAGUACGCCGCACCUGCCGGGAGAAGUCCAAGGACUUCCUCAACUUCCUCAAGCUGUUCCCGGUUCCGGCUCCAGAAGUGUGAGCCCCAGCCCCAGCAGUUUCUCCGACGGUAGUCUCGAUUCCUUGGACAUCUACUCCGACUGGGGGCGCGUGGCUUCGUUGCAGACAACGGCUUCAGGAGUCCAGGAGGCUGAUUUGACUCGGCGAAGCGGGCGAUUUAGUUCCGCACGCAGCGGCAGUGCUCGCAGUGACUUCAGCGUUUGUGGAUUGUAUGGCUGCGGCGACAAGGCUGAGUCGCAGGUGCUCCGGAAGGUGAUCCGAGAUCUAGAAGAGCGAUUGCAGGCUCGCUACGCUUACCGGCUUCUCCGUCUUAGAUCCUCCAAAGCCAUGGCUGCGUCUGCUUCUGCCGUGCCGCGGUUCGCCGAUGUCUUUGGAUUGACCCAGAGCUUCAUCCCCCGGAAAUUCCACUCACUCCCCACCGAUGCCCACUCCACGAUGUCCUACAGACCUGCAGAGUACCAGGUAGAAGACCUCACCGGACUGGACCUUUCCUCCAAGCUUUUCUCACACGGAGUUCCGUUGGCCAUUGAGCAUCAAACGAAGCGGCCACUGGCCAUGGCGCGGCUGGGGCGGCUGGCGCUGUGUUUCCUCGUUGGCCCUUUGCACCACAAGUGCGGGGCAUGGUCUGCAGAAGCGGGAGUGAAGCAAAUGAAGAGGGACCUGCUCUCGUCUCGCCCACGAAGUGGCAUCGGCAGCAGAACUGGACCAGAUCCAGAAGGCCCAUUCUCGUGUCCCGUCACACUGCACAUGGAUGCAAAUGGCAUUCCCGGUGCAGAGGAUCUGAAGACAUCAGAGGUCGAUCGUGCUGGCGGCUCAGCUCUGGAGGAUGUCCUGCAGUCAUUCCCUGGGGAUGAAUAUCCUGGAAGCGUCGUGCGCGAGCAGCAACAGCAGCUUAAGGAGAUUGCUGCACAAACUCAAGGUGUCCUUGGCUUCAGCGCGAAGGCCGCAAAGGAAGCUAGUGAAAAGGCUCUGCAAAACGCUGUCGCCAUCGAGAAGGCAGCAAUGCAGGCACAGCACAAAGCCGAGAUCCAGCACGCAGAGGCAAAGAAGGCUUCCGAGAUGUCUGCAAAGCUUGCGUCGGAGGCCAAGGUCGAGUUGCAGCGCGUUGAAGCGGCCACGGCAUCUGCGGUGCAAGACAAGACGGAGCCGGCGCAGAGGCAUGACAGCCGAGUCACCAGUGCUCCGUCAAGACUUCAGAAAGUUGUCAUGGUGAGGAAGUCGAACAGCACCGGCCUGGUGGAGGACGAUGACAGUGCGGACUACGACGACAGUGAGCUUGACUAG
Molecule: messenger RNA, 2541 nt
Organism: Symbiodinium sp. CCMP2592
Lineage: Eukaryota; Dinophyceae; Suessiales; Symbiodiniaceae
Source: the annotation of a GenBank genome assembly